GAGUCGCGAGAUAUAGUCAUUAACCGGCUUAAUUACUCGGGUACUAUCACUACUCGAGCAUCUUUAUUUAAUGAAGAUGAUUUAAACGCGCUGAAUGUAAGAUUUCAACCAGCACCCAAAGACCAGGUUAUUCCUAACGAGAAAGUCGAUGAAUUUCCACACCACUACGUUUGCCCCAAAGUAAACAGAGAUAUGCUCGAUAAAGCAGAAUUCGAUGUUGAUAAAAUUAGCGAUUUUUCAGAUAGUCUCGUCCGAACCUUCUUUUUCAAACUGCAUAACGUCACGAGAAACCAAGGAAUACCUGAAUCUAGGACUGACACGUUGGUCGAUGAUUUGCUUCGUAUUACUCAUCUGAAUAACUGGCCCUUGAAUAUAAAUAUCCAUCCACCAAGCGAACUAAAUAUCUUAAAUGAGCCUUAUGUUUCAGCAACUCCCGAAUUUGUGGUUAAUAAAGGAACAACAUCUAUGGUUAUUGUAGAAGAUAAACACUUCCAAAAUGUUGACCUUGUAAAUAAAUUUGGAGAAUUACAAAUUGCUGGUGAAAUACUUACCUGCGGAAGUGAAAAUAUGCGUGGGGUUGGUAGGAUUCGUGGGGUUGGUAAGAUCACUGAUCAGGUUUUAUUUUCUACUCGUUUUAUCUCUUCCUAUGUUACAUUUUACAAGGCUAAGAUUCCCGCGGGAUAUUGGAGUGAGCUUGCUAAAGGUUUACCAAUAAUUAAUUCAGUUGAAAUCAAAAGAUGGCCAGAAGAGAAUGAUAAAGAAAGUGGUCUUGAUCUCUCAAACCCAGAUGAAAGAAAAUAA
Diversispora eburnea is the source of this 801-nucleotide messenger RNA. Lineage: Eukaryota; Fungi; Glomeromycota; Glomeromycetes; Diversisporales; Diversisporaceae. The record is from the annotation of a GenBank genome assembly.